AUGAAUGUUGAAAAGUCAGAUGACAAAGCAAAGAAUGGCUUGAAGUCUUCCUUACUUAUAAGGGAUGAAAAUGGAAAUAACUAUGCAUGUGACAGAGCUACACCUUCCUCAGAGAAUUGUACCACCAAGAUACACCAUGAUUCAUCUGACCAAAAUAUAGUGACCGAGCAUGAAGAUGGUACAAUUAAGAGUGACUUUAGAAAUAUUAUUUUAAAACAGCAGCAUAUUGAAGCACAUUGUCUGCAGAAGACACCUGUUAAAUCCAACUGCACAGGAGCCCUGUUGGGAGAUGCAGAUGCUGCAUGCAAGUCUUCUGUGACUGAACAGACUUGUCUAUAUCCUUUGAACUGUGACUUGAAAGAAACAGCAAACUCACUGAAGGCUAAUGUUGCUAUGGCAAAAAUGCAAAAUCAGAGUAUCAAACAACCGGUGCCUUACAGUCAGACUGACUCUAAGUGUGUAUUACCUCUUCCUGCUUCAGAGCAGAACACGCAGUCCCUGAUAAAUGACAGGGCAUGCUGCCGCCUGAGCACAUUGGAUGUUACUGAUGUUAUAGGUGAAACUCUGGGAACUGAUCAAAAUGAUGACAUGCAUCUGAGGGAUACACUAAUCUCUUCUGAAGUAUGUACAAGAGAAAAGUUUGAUAGAACCAGAUCAGAAGGAACACCUAAUUUCACCUCUGUGCUAGUGGCUUCAGAAAGCCCAGAUGCCUAUUCAGAACUUGAAGUAUGUAGUCCUGCUUCUACAGGUGGUGAACACUAUCUAAAAAACACUGACAAGACUCAUAGAGAAUCACAGGAAACAGAAGCAGAGUCUGUAAAACUAUCUGGAUGUAUAGCUCCUUAUAGGCAAGAUUCAUUGUCAUCAUGCAUUAGUAUUAAUGAAGAUGACCAAGUGAAAUCCUUGCAGGACACCCCUGACCAUGAAAAAAUGGGGAAUUUCAAUGCUAAAAUGUGCAUGGAUGGUCCUGUGAGUAAUGUGCACCUUCUUCCGAUAGAUAAAAUGGAUGGAGAACAAGCAUCAAAGAAAACCAGUGAACUCUUAACCAAAGAACAAACUGUUUCUGCAAAUGCUGCUCUUCAGGAUAUGCAUAAUGCCACUUUCAUAUCCUGCAGCGUACCAAAAUUAAAGAGGACUGUUAUGCCUGACCUGAAAUGUGAAGCAACUUUUGUGGUCUUCAGUCCUAUGGCUAAUGAAGGUGAUUCUGCUCUACGUACUUCAACCCCUAAAGAACGAUCAAAAGAUAAAACUUUUGCUGUUUCAGCUAUGGUAGAACUUGGAGACAAGUCUCCUAAACUAAGACCAAAUGAGGCAUUUGUAGGAGGGCAUAAUAGAAGGCCUUUGCUUAAAGCUAGUUCAGGUCAAACUGCAGGAAAACCAGUGGGCAGGGCUCCUGUUGUAUCAACCAUAACCAAAGGAAAGAAAUUGGAGAUUGUUAGUUUUCCUAAACCUAAUUUCAGAAAUGUCAAGCCAAAGGUUAUGUCUAGACCUGUGCUACAGUCAAGGGACAGUGCAGCAUUAAAACAGUCUCCUCAGUCCCCCCAGCUAUCAGCUGUCUCCUCACCUUCAUUAGUUGCUUCCCCGAGGCAAUUGUCCCCCUCUAUAAAAGUGCUGAAAAAGAAAAUAGAUCUAGCUAAAGAUACUAAAGUGGAAUUGCCUAUGAAUAAGCCCCAUAAGCUACAUCUUAACAAACACCUCUUCACUAGCCAAGUCAUACAUGCCAGAACACAUCCCAGAAACGCUUCCCACAAGGCUUCAAAGACACCUGCAUUAAAGCAGAAUCCGGAAGAUAUUGGCAAAGCAAACUCUACCCAUUCGGCAUGCUCCUCGGUUUCUGCUGUGCUUCCAAUGUGUGCAGAGAACUCUAAAGAGAUGCUGAAUGAUAAAAUGGAAAGUUCAAACUCUUUAGUGCAGCCCUGUGCCCAAACCAUCUACUCGACCAGAGGUGAAAAAGAGCAAAGCAGUGACAUGGGAAUUCAUCUCGAAGCAGCCUUGUUAAAAGAUGUGGCAAAUGAAACGUUUGACCUGCACUCUGUUCAUUUGAUGCCUUCUGUGAAAGAUGGGACAACACAAGGAAAAAACAUACCGAAGAAGGGCACAAUCACACUACGAAGUGUAUCAGCUCCCAAGGUUAAAAUGGUGCCAUCUGUGUUGCCUUUGAAGAGAGGAUGUGAAAAUAAAACUAUCGGCACAAUUAAAGCACCUUCUCACAAAGGAGUUGUUCCAUCAUCAAGCUCUG
Messenger RNA from Pterocles gutturalis (yellow-throated sandgrouse), 2239 nucleotides. RefSeq names its product microtubule-associated tumor suppressor 1 homolog. Lineage: Eukaryota; Metazoa; Chordata; Aves; Pterocliformes; Pteroclidae. Gene Ontology annotation, molecular function: microtubule binding. Gene Ontology annotation, cellular component: cytoplasm; nucleus. The transcript has 2 exons. The record is from RefSeq and is a predicted model, not a curated record. The annotation marks the transcript as partial.